This is a messenger RNA of Myotis myotis, 4979 nucleotides long. RefSeq names its product NOVA alternative splicing regulator 2 (gene NOVA2). Gene Ontology annotation, biological process: mRNA splicing, via spliceosome; regulation of alternative mRNA splicing, via spliceosome. Gene Ontology annotation, cellular component: nucleus; cytoplasm. The transcript has 5 exons. The record is from RefSeq and is a predicted model, not a curated record. NCBI's taxonomy places the organism in Eukaryota, Metazoa, Chordata, Mammalia, Chiroptera, Vespertilionidae. Gene Ontology annotation, molecular function: mRNA binding. Bases 1 to 1620 code for a protein of 539 amino acids.
AUGAGGAUGAUGGCCGCCGGCGCGGUGCACGGCCUCUUCACGGCCUCCGCGCCUCCCCAGCAGCCGUCGCCGCCGCCACAGCAGCCGCCGCCGCCGCCGCCGCAGCCGCAGCAGCAGCAGCCGCCGCCCCAGGCCCCCCCCCUGGGGCCCGAGGCCCCGGAUUCCCGCAAGAGGCCCCUCGAAACGCCCCCCGAGGUGGUCUGCACCAAGCGCAGCAACACGGGAGAGGAGGGUGAAUACUUCCUGAAGGUGCUGAUCCCUAGCUACGCAGCGGGCUCCAUCAUUGGCAAGGGCGGGCAAACCAUCGUGCAGCUACAGAAGGAGACAGGAGCCACCAUCAAGCUCUCCAAGUCCAAAGACUUCUAUCCGGGAACCACAGAGCGAGUGUGCCUGGUGCAGGGCACGGCAGAGGCCUUGAACGCCGUGCACAGCUUUAUCGCCGAGAAGGUCCGAGAAAUCCCACAGGCGAUGACCAAGCCUGAGGUGGUCAACAUCCUUCAACCCCAAACCACAAUGAACCCCGACAGAGCCAAGCAGGCCAAGCUGAUCGUCCCCAACAGCACGGCGGGCCUGAUCAUCGGCAAGGGAGGCGCCACGGUGAAAGCCGUGAUGGAACAGUCGGGGGCCUGGGUGCAGCUGUCCCAGAAGCCAGAGGGCAUCAACCUGCAGGAGCGCGUGGUGACGGUCAGCGGCGAGCCCGAGCAGGUGCACAAGGCCGUGAGCGCCAUCGUGCAGAAGGUACAGGAAGACCCCCAGAGCAGCAGCUGCCUCAACAUCAGCUACGCCAACGUGGCGGGCCCCGUGGCCAACUCCAACCCCACCGGCUCACCGUACGCCAGCCCCGCCGAUGUGCUGCCCGCGGCGGCCGCCGCCUCGGCCGCUGCUGCCUCCGGCCUGCUGGGCCCCGCGGGGCUGGCCAGCGUGGGCGCCUUUCCCGCCGCCCUGCCUGCCUUCUCGGGCACCGACCUGCUGGCCAUCAGCACCGCCCUUAACACGCUGGCCAGUUACGGCUACAACACCAACUCCCUCGGCCUGGGCCUCAACUCGGCCGCCGCCUCCGGGGUCCUGGCCGCAGUGGCCGCCGGUGCCAACCCCGCCGCUGCCGCCGCCGCCAACCUCCUGGCAUCCUACGCGGGUGAGGCCGGGGCCGGGCCCGCCGGAGGGGCUGCCCCACCUCCACCCCCGCCGCCCGGAGCCUUGGGGUCCUUCGCAUUGGCCGCGGCCGCCAAUGGCUACCUUGGGGCCGGGGCGGGCGGUGGGGCGGGCGGCGGGGGUGGCCCGCUGGUGGCCGCCGCAGCGGCCGCAGGGGCGGCUGGUGGCUUCCUGACGGCGGAGAAGUUGGCAGCUGAGAGUGCCAAGGAGCUGGUGGAGAUUGCGGUGCCUGAGAACCUGGUGGGAGCCAUCCUGGGCAAGGGGGGCAAGACGUUGGUGGAGUACCAGGAGCUGACAGGCGCCCGAAUCCAGAUCUCUAAGAAGGGCGAGUUCCUGCCAGGCACGCGGAACCGGCGGGUCACCAUCACCGGCAGCCCCGCGGCCACGCAAGCCGCUCAAUACCUCAUCAGCCAGCGGGUCACCUAUGAGCAGGGAGUGAGGGCCUCAAACCCCCAGAAAGUGGGAUGAGGCCUGUGGUGUGUGCUCCCACCCUUCUCCUCCUCCUCCUCUCCCUCCUCCUCCUGCUCCUCCUCCUCCUCCUCCUCCUCCUCCUCUUCCUCCUUCUCCUCCCCAACUCUUGACCUCAGCUCGGUGUGGUCCUGCUCCUCCUGGGAUUGGGGCUGGGGCUGGUCUGACUGCACCCCCCUCCCUUCUGGUAGUUCAUAGGCAGGAUUGAGAGAUGGCUGGGGAUGGAGCCCACAGCUCCCUCCCUGGCCCUGAACUGACCCCUCCUUCCUUCCUUCCUUCCUUCCUCCCUUCCUACGCUUGGCUGGGCCUGACUCCCCUCCCCCAGGGCCCAGGUCUGUGUGAUAUCUGUAUAUAUUGCAUUUUGUUGAUUUUAAUAGAAAACAAAGCGUUAUUUUCUCUUUCUUUCCCUCCUUUUUUUUCCGGUAAGGAUUUUGUUUUCCCCCUUGAUAUAUAUGUUUUUGUUUCCAUAUGGGAAGAGGGGAGGGAGCCUCUGGGUGACCUAGAAUGAGGGGCCUCCCCCAAACCACACCCACCUCUCCUGCGUUCAGGUCCAGCUGGAGGGAUGCAGUGGGAGGAGAGGUAGCUGAAAUGGGGCAUUUGCAGCAGGAACCCCAGUUCCUCAGCUACUCUCCCCCCAUUGCAGUCACCCCUCCCAGGUGGGGCUUUUAACUUUUUGUUGUCAGGUUUAUGGGGGGUGAGGGGGGGCUUGUGCUGCUGGGAAUGAGGCCGGCUCUCAGACUGGGCCGGUCCAGUGGGCGAGACCCUUGUGAAAGGCUGGAGCCGCUGCCUUUGGCAUCUCCUAUGGCUUUUCCUAAAGUAAUAGGAAUGGAAGUCCUUGUUGUGAUGUCACUGAGUCAAGUACUUUCUGGGGCGCUUCCGGCAUCCCUUGUGAUGUCACAGGAAGUAGUUCCCCAGAGGUCACUUCCCGUGAUGCUAGGAGAGAUAGGUACUUGCUAUGACGUCUCCCGUGAGCCUUCCUUGAAGGUUACUUUCAUGAUCUCCUGGGGGCAUGGACUGCCUGUGGUGUUUCCGGGGUACUUCCUGUGAUGUCACGGGGACGAAGCAUGCACUUCCUGUAUUGGGCCACGGCCAGUUAGUGACUUGACCCUCUUUCUCCACCCUCGCCCCUCUAUGGUGGGUCUUGGCCUGGGGGUCUUCCCAGGAGGAGAAUAAGGGGUGGGACUUGGAUCUGACCUGAAGGACUCCAAGGAAAAAGACCCAGUAUUGUCAGGGUCACCUCCAUCCAAACACACCAAGUCUGUGAACUCACCUGGCAGGGAGGGGCGGGAGAUGGAGCUAGUGAAAACGACAGUCAAAGACCCCCAUCCCUACCCCCCACCUUGUGUGUGCAUGCUCGUGUCUGCGUGGCUUUGUUUCAUUGAGUCUGGUGAGCCACGUGUGUGGUGGCUCUGUCAGGCCGGCGUGGCCCGCUGUCGAGGUCAGUGAGCCACGGUAGGGGCCCGAGGCCAGAAGGCUUCGCGUGGCCUAGUGGGUUAGAUUGGCUUGUGGUGUCCAGCGAGCUGGAGCACUUUGGUGGUAUCUGAUGAGUCAGAAAGUUUUGACGCUCUCACCAUAGGCUCUGAGGAGCUAGAAUGUUCUGAUGGCGUCUGCCAAGCCAGGCAGCCCUGAGAGUUGGUGUGGGAGUGGCUCCCUGAGCUCUGCGGCUGUGGUCAGAUGGAAGGCCUUGUUGGCAGGCUGAGAUUUCAGGACCUGACAACCCUGUAGACUUAGGCUAGCUGAGACCCACUUCUAUCCCCAUCCAUCUCCCCCUCCCCCUCGGAGACCACCUCCACUUCCUCCGACCCCAAGCAGGGCCCCCAGGGCCCUGGUUCCAUCAUCAGCAUCUGUGGGGGAGGGGCACCCCAUGCCCACCCUCUCCCCCAUUUGUCCCCUCCUACGUCUUCCAGACCCUUCUCUUCUCCACGGCUUUGGGGGAAUCGGCCUCCUCGUCUCUCUCUCCCAAAAAAAGGAGGGAAGAAAAGCCCGAGACAAUUCCCCGCCCCCCUAAAGCCCAGGAGACCACUGCCCCUUGCUAGAGAGCCACCCCCAAAUCAAAAUGUGAAAAUCCCUAGAAAGCAAUAGCCUUCAAGGUACCUUGCACUGAACUUCCCACCCUGGCCCUUCCACCUGGCGGGAGGCUGUAGCUUGGGCACUAGGGUUACCUUUUCCAGGCCCUCUCCAUCUCCAGGGUGGAGGGCAGGCCCCACCUCCCCAUCCCCUACCUCCUGCCGCUGCUGCCCCCGCCCACCCCCAAUCUCCAGACCGAACCCCGAUGGAGAUCUGAGUGCCAAAACAAUUCUUGAUGUAACUUUGUACAUAUCUUCUGCAAGGGGGUGUCCUGAGAUUGGAGGUGGAGGCGGCCCUGGGGGCCCUUGCUCCUCUCCGCCUGUCAAAAAGACCUUACAGUAUUUCACAGUAACUCCACCCACAUGUGGGCAUUGCAGUGUCUAACUGGAAUGUGCCCCCCUACAACUCCCAUCCCCAGGCCCCCAGGAGGAGGGAGGAGCCAGGGAGAGGUACCGGUAAGGUCUGGGAGUGGGGAGGUGGAGUUUGAAAGUGCUCAUUUGCAUAUCGUUUGCAUCCUCAGCUGCCCUCUGCUUGUCAGAUGUUUCCUGUACCCAUUUCUGGGGGUCCAGUAUCCUUUCACACAGACACGUCUCUGGAGGCUGGGCCUCCUGGAAAGUGUUCCUUUGGGAUAUCUGUGUGACAACCCCCUCCCUAUUCACAUUUCCCGGGGACGCCCCCCCCCCCCCCCAGCCCGCCAGCCAGGGUUAUCUAGAAGGUAGCUUGCUAGCUCAGUGAGCGGGUUUACUCGCCCUGCUGGAGAGCGGACCACCACCCGCCUUUCUCCCGGUCACCCUGGGAAAUGCACUCCACCAUCUUCCGCAUCUCCUGGAAGUCCCUUCUGCAAUCUGACCUCAAUCUUUUUGUGCUGCAGUUUGUCCAGAGGGGACGCGGGCGUGGAAUCAGAAAUGGGGAUCAUCGACAAACCCAUCGCCUCUUUCCUCCCCUCUCUCCCCGUUAGCUGGUCAGGUCUCAGAGACGCUGAGUGGCUUCCUCGCACCCUGCUCCUCAGCACCCAUUUGGUGCUUAAUAAGUGUUUGCUGCAUUGAAUUGUCUCCCUAUUCCUUUCCCAUUUGCCCUCCGACUCCCAACAUUCCCCCCUCCACCCCCCCCCCCCAGCAUUUCCCUCUCUCUUUCUUUCUCUGACUCCCUAUGGCUUUCUACUUCCUCUCCCUGUGGUUCCCAAUGUCAUCUGUCCUGUCUCUAUCUUUUGUGGACGUCUGAUUUCCCCUUCUCCACUCAACUCUCUCAACUCCCGCCCAAUUUCCCCACUGAUUUAAAAAAAAAAAAAAAAA